AUGACAGGAGGGAGGAACAGUACAGCCAUCACCAAGUUCAUUCUUGUGGGAUUCUCAGAUUUUCCCAAGAUCAAGCUGGUUCUCUUUGUUGUCUUCCUGGGAAUUUAUCUCUCCACAGUGGUGUGGAACCUGGGCCUCAUCAUCUUGAUUAGGAUUGACCCUUACCUACACACACCUAUGUACUUCUUCCUCAGCAACUUGUCAUUUUUAGAUUUCUGGUACAUUUCCUCUACAACCCCUAAAAUGCUGUCAGGAUUCUUUAGGAAGCACAAGUCCAUCUCCUUUGUGGGGUGCACCAUGCAGUACUUCUUCUUUUCAAGCCUGGGUCUGGCAGAAUGCUGUCUUCUGGCAGCCAUGGCUUAUGACCGUUAUGCUGCCAUUUGUAAUCCUCUGCUUUACACAGCCAUCAUGUCCCCUUCCCUCUGUGUGCAGAUGGUGGUGGGAGCCUAUAUUACUGGUCUCUUUGGUUCAUUGAUACAACUGUGUGCUAUACUUCAGCUCCGUUUCUGUGGGCCGAAUGUUAUCAACCACUUCUUUUGUGACCUGCCUCAGUUAUUAGUUCUCUCCUGCUCUGAAACCUUUCCCCUGCAAGUUCUGAAGUUUGUAAUAGCAGUGAUUUUUGGGGUGGCAUCUGUCUUGAUCAUCCUUAUAUCCUACAGUUAUAUCGUUGGCACCAUCAUGAAGAUAAGCUCAGUAGACGGCAGGGCCAAGGCUUUCAAUACUUGUGCCUCUCACCUGGCAGCAGUCACCCUCUUUUUUGGAUCAGGACUCUUUGUCUACAUGCGACCCAGCUCUGGCGGUUCUCAGGGUUAUGACAAGAUGGCAUCAAUCUUCUAUACAGUUGUGAUCCCCAUGUUGAAUCCUUUGAUUUACAGUCUUAGGAACAAGGACAUCAAAGAUGCUCUUAGGCGAUAUAAGAAGAGGUACUUUUCCCAUUGCCACUGUUAA
Cricetulus griseus (Chinese hamster) is the source of this 948-nucleotide messenger RNA. Lineage: Eukaryota; Metazoa; Chordata; Mammalia; Rodentia; Cricetidae. The record is from RefSeq and is a predicted model, not a curated record.